Molecule: messenger RNA, 1261 nt
Organism: Hymenoscyphus albidus
Lineage: Eukaryota; Fungi; Ascomycota; Leotiomycetes; Helotiales; Helotiaceae
Source: the annotation of a GenBank genome assembly
AUGUCUUCUUCCUUCUCUCGGCUAUACAGGAUAGUUUUCCUUGCUUUCAGUAUACUUGGAGCUAUAGCUACCGACGACUCAGUCGAAUCUAGACCAGUCAUUGCGGAGACUGAAGCCAACACGUACUGGAUAGAUUCCUCUUGCACAACCAAAUUAGAUGACCCUAUACAGGAAGCAAUCUUGAUGGCAAGUAGAGCUGCUACCAGGCUAUUCGACGGUAAUGAUGCACUCGCGGGUGCAUAUCUCAAUCGACUAUUCAAGAUGCCUGGGAUAACUAGUGGUGCCAAAGAUGAAACGAGAUCAAUGGGUUGACAGUUUUGGGUAAGUCAAGUUAAUUGCGAUCUAAUGAACAUUGCCCAGAUUAUUUUUUCACUAAUUCCGUAAACUAGAUAACUUUCAGCUUAUCGCGGAACUCAAGCAGACGACGGAGAGAAGUGAUGCUAGAAUCAGGCUUUACUGCGACAAUGAUGGUGCACGCAAAGGAAGUUUAGCGAAACCGGGAGAAAAGGGAGCACGUUGGCAACUUACUCGCGAUCUUAAUAGACCAGGCAAGCAAAACAGCAAACGAAUCAUGGGUAAAAACCAAGAAUGGGAGGAGGUUGUUAAUGGUGUAAGAACGGAUAUCGACUGGGCUGUCUGCGGUUAUAAAAAUAAGUCGGCGAGAAUACAGUCAGAUCAUCUGGCGAUGACCGUUGGAGAAAAGGUACUGCCAGGCUAUCCAGGAGAAGUCUGGCCUCGUUUCGUUACUACAGUGAGUAUGGAUAUUUAUUCUCUCUCUAUAUCAAGUAUAACUGAUGAAGUGCUUUUUAAGGUCUGUGAUGUACAGUUCUCGAAUUUUCCAACAGUUGCACACCUCGCGGAUGAAAAUAAGGACUUUUCGGCAUUAACUAAAGGAAUCUUUGACUUGGAGUUGAUAACGAGUUUUAUCAUGCUACAUGAAGUAAGUUCAGACUGCAGUAGCCCACAAGUCUGAAAGAACAUUAUCUAACCACAAGCACAGUUUAGCCAUGCAUUCAAAAGUGAGAGGCAUUCCUUCUUGCAUACUCGUCCCCCUCUUUCCAAUUACUUACAACAGAAUUAGCGAAAGACCACAGGUAUCAAUGGGACGGCGCAUUAUCAGACGACGUUCCUGUUGAAAGAGCUUGGCAGAAUGCUGACAGUCUUGCUCUUUUUGGUUUAUUAUCGAUUCUUGCUGGUAUGGGUUGGAAACUCUCUGAUAUUGGGUCAAACCCUGGAUCACCAGCUUUUGGUCGUUUUAUAG